UGGAAGGUUACUUAGGACUCCUUGAUUUAGGAUAACAUCAGUUUCAUUUAGAAAUACAAUCUCUGCUAUUUCGGAGAUUCUCUAUUUGACAUACACAAUUCAACAUUGAUUAGGACUCUCACUCUUUUGAAUUUAAUUUAGUAUCUUUUCCUUCCUCUCCUCCCUAAACACUUCCAGUUAUAAAUAUAUAUACACAUAUAUGCUCUCCCAAUCUCACACUAAUUUGCAAAAUACAAUACAAUGAGGUUUUCAAGAGUUUCGGUUGUGCUUUUAUUUUUCACUGUCUGGUGUUUGGUUCAGCCACCAGCUUUUGCCAUAAAAAAGGCAUACGUGGUGUACCUGGGAUCCCAUGCUCAUGGUCCUCAAGUUUCUGAGGCUGACCUUCAUGCGGUUACCGAUUCUCAUUAUGAGUUUCUUGGGUCCUUUUUAGGAAGUCCUGACGAGGCCACAGACGCACUUAUUUACUCGUAUAGAAACCAAAUCAAUGGAUUUUCUGCAAUGCUUGAAGAGGAAGAGGCUGCUGAAAUUGCAAAGCACCCAAAAGUUGUGUCAGUUUUCUUGAACCAGGCAAAACAGCUGCACACAAUACAUUCAUGGGAAUUUAUGAUGCUGGAAAGGAAUGGCGGUGUCCAACCUAAAUCCUUAUGGAAGAAAGCUAAACUCGGUGAAGAUAUCAUCAUCGCUAAUCUUGAUACUGGUGUUUGGCCAGAAUCAAAGAGUUUUAGCGAUGAAGGAUACGGCCCAGUGUCAUCAAGGUGGAAAGGAUCAUGUGAGAAUACAACCAGCGCUGGAGUGCCUUGCAACAGGAAGCUUAUUGGAGCGAAAUCCUACAGCAGGGGUUAUAUUUCCUAUGUUGGUUCUCUUAAUUCGUCUCUGAACAAUGCUCGUGACCAUGAAGGACAUGGAAGUCACACUCUAUCAACAGCUGGUGGUAACUUUGUUCCUGGAACCAAUGUGUAUGGGUUGGCGAAUGUAACUCCUAAAGGUGGUUCUCCUAAAGCUAGAGUGGCUUCUUACAAGGUGUGCUGGCCAGCAGUGAAUAACACUGGAGGGUGCUUUGAUUCUGAUAUGAUGAAAGCAUUCGACGAUGCCAUUCAUGAUGGGGUUGAUGUGCUUUCAGUGUCUGUUGGUGGUGAUCCUAUUGAUUACUUCAACGAUGGUAUUGCAAUAGGUUCAUUUCACGCUGUCAAGAAGGGUGUUGUAGUUGUCUGCUCUGCAGGAAAUUCUGGACCGACACCUGGAACUGUCUCCAAUGUUGCCCCUUGGAUUAUAACUGUUGGAGCAAGCACCUUGGAUCGGGAGUUCCAAACUUUUGUUGAACUCCACAAUGGGCGACGCCUUAAGGGCACAAGUCUUUCCAAAGGUAUGCCUGAAAGUAAACUGUAUCCCCUUAUUAGCGGAGCCCAGGGUAAAGCUGCUAGUGCAUUUGAAAAGGACGCUGAGCUAUGUAAACCUGGAUCAUUGGAUCCUAAGAAGGUAAAGGGUAAGAUCUUAGCUUGCCUGAGAGGGGAUAAUGCAAGAGUUGAUAAGGGUAGGCAAGCUGCUGAGGCUGGUGCAGCUGGGAUGAUUCUUUGCAAUGAUAAGGCAAGUGGUAAUGAAGUCAUUGCUGAUCCUCAUGUUCUUCCAGCUUCACAUCUCAACUAUGCAGAUGGCCUUGCCGUCCUCACCUACAUUAACACUUCCAGUAAUCCUCUGGCAUAUAUUACGACCCCGACCGCAGCGACUGGCGUAAAGCCUGCUCCAUUCAUGGCUGCAUUUUCCUCUAUAGGGCCAAAUACUGUUACACCUGAGAUCCUCAAGCCUGAUAUUACUGCCCCAGGAGUAAAUAUUAUAGCGGCCUUCACAGAAGCAACAAGCCCUACUGAUCUAGAGUUUGAUAAGCGCAGGGUUCCUUACACAACUAUGUCGGGUACAUCUAUGUCUUGCCCUCAUGUUUCAGGAGUUGCCGGCCUUCUUAAAAAACUCCACCCUGACUGGAGUCCUGCUGCAAUUAGAUCAGCACUCACUACUACUGCAAGAUCAAGGGAUAACACUGUGCAUCCAAUGCUUGAUGGAUCAACUUUUGAAAAAUCCACACCAUUCAGCCAUGGUUCUGGACAUAUAAGACCAAACCGUGCCAUGGAUCCAGGAUUGGUCUAUGACUUGGGCGUCAAUGAUUACUUGGACUUCCUUUGCGCCCUCGGCUACAACGAAACCUCAAUUAAAGCUUUGAAUGACGGUGAACCUUAUGAAUGUCCUAAAUCAGCUAGUCUUCUCGAUUUCAACUACCCUUCAAUGACAGUCCCUAAAUUGCGUGGCUCAGUUACUGCCACUAGAAAAUUGAAGAAUGUUGGUUCACCAGGAAAGUAUCAAGUCGUUGUCAAACAACCCUACGGAAUCUCAGUUUCUGUUGAGCCUAGGGCUUUGACAUUUGACAAGAUUGGAGAAGAGAAGAGCUUUAAGGUGACAUUCAGAGCUAAGUGGGAAGGUGCUGCUAAGGACUAUGAAUUCGGAGGGCUAACAUGGACUGAUGGUUCCCAUUAUGUGAGGAGUCCUAUUGUAGUGAGGAGUGCUGUGUAGAUAUA
This is a messenger RNA of Ricinus communis (castor bean), 2564 nucleotides long. Its product is annotated as subtilisin-like protease SBT5.4. Lineage: Eukaryota; Viridiplantae; Streptophyta; Magnoliopsida; Malpighiales; Euphorbiaceae. The coding region runs from base 241 to 2559 and encodes 772 amino acids. Gene Ontology annotation, molecular function: serine-type endopeptidase activity. The record is from RefSeq and is a predicted model, not a curated record. Gene Ontology annotation, biological process: proteolysis. The transcript has 10 exons.